AGAAGGCAACAGCUCUACCAUCCUCCCAACAUCUGAAGCCCCCCAUAGAAACUCCUCUUGGAAUUGGUGGUUCCCUGUCUGACCCAAAUGCUAGGCCGAUUUCAACUAUUCUCCUUGGUCCAGAGUUUCAGACUGGGAUUUGGAGCCUGCUGCUAUCCAAACCGAAAAUGUGCAGCUCAGACCAUCAGACCUCCUGACUCCAGGUGCCUAGUCCAAGCAGUUUCUCAGAACUUUAAUUUUGCAAAGGAUGUGUUGGAUCAGUGGUCCCAGCUGGAAAAGGACGGACUCAGAGGGCCUUACCCCGCCCUCUGGAAGGUUGGUGUCAAAGGAGAAGAGGACAAAUGGAGCUUUGAAAGGAUGACUCAACUCUCCAAGAAGGCCGCCAGCAUCCUCUCAAACACCUGUGCCCUCAGCCAUGGAGACCGGCUGAUGAUAAUCCUGCCCCCAACACCUGAAGCCUACUGGAUCUGCCUGGCCUGUGUGCGCUUGGGAAUCACCUUUGUGCCCGGGAGCCCCCAGCUGACUGCCAAGAAAAUUCGCUAUCAAUUACACAUGUCUAAGGCCCAAUGCAUUGUGGCUGAUGAAGCUAUGGCCCCAGUUGUAAACUCUGCCGUGUCCGACUGCCCCACCUUGAAAACCAAGCUCCUGCUGUCAGAUAAGAGCUAUGAUGGGUGGUUGGAUUUCAAGAAGCUGAUUCAAGUUGCCCCUCCAAAGCAGACCUACAUGAGGACCAACAGCCAAGAUCCAAUGGCCAUAUUCUUCACCAAGGGUACAACAGGAGCUCCCAAAAUGGUCAAGUAUUCCCAGUAUGGUUUGGGAAUGGGAUUCAGCCAGGCUUCCAGACGGUGGAUGGAUCUCCAGCCAACAGAUGUCUUGUGGAGUCUGGGUGAUGCCUUUGGUGGAUCUUUAUCCCUGAGCGCUGUCUUGGGAACUUGGUUCCAAGGGGCCUGUGUGUUUCUGUGUCACAUGCCAGCCUUCUGCCCUGAGACUGUUCUAAAUGUCCUGUCCAGAUUUCCCAUCACCACUCUAUCUGCAAAUCCAGAGAUGUACCAGGAACUGCUUCAGCACAAGUGUUUCACCAGCUACAGAUUCAAGAGUCUGAAGCACUGUGUGGCUGCAGGAGGACCCAUCAGCCCUGGGGUGAUUGAGGACUGGAAACGCAUCACUAAGUUGGACAUCUAUGAAGGCUAUGGACAGACGGAAACUGGUCUACUCUGUGCUACUUCCAAAACAAUAAAAUUGAAGCCAAGCUCUCUGGGGAAGCCAUUGCCACCUUAUAUUGUCCAGAUUGUGGAUGAAAACUCAAAUCUCCUGCCUCCAGGGGAAGAAGGAAAUAUUGCAAUCCGCAUAAAACUAAACCAACCUGCUUCUCUGUACUGUCCACACAUGGUGAGCUGGGAGGAAUAUGCCUCAGCAAGAGGCCACAUGCUUUACCUCACAGGUGACAGAGGGAUCAUGGAUGAAGACGGCUACUUCUGGUGGUCGGGUAGAGUUGACGAUGUUGCCAAUGCAUUGGGUCAGAGAUUGUGAAUGCUGUGGUUAUUGCUAUUGAGCCUGGGGCUGUGGGAGUUUGAAGAAGACUGGACUUCUUCCAAUACAUAGGAAUUAUAUCUCUAAAGUUUAGAAAAUGCAAACAACCAAAAAUAAAAAAAUAAAACUCAUCCACAAUCUCA
This is a messenger RNA of Symphalangus syndactylus (siamang), 1673 nucleotides long. RefSeq names its product acyl-CoA synthetase medium chain family member 6 (gene ACSM6). Gene Ontology annotation, biological process: fatty acid biosynthetic process; acyl-CoA metabolic process. Gene Ontology annotation, cellular component: mitochondrial matrix. The record is from RefSeq and is a predicted model, not a curated record. NCBI's taxonomy places the organism in Eukaryota, Metazoa, Chordata, Mammalia, Primates, Hylobatidae. Gene Ontology annotation, molecular function: fatty acid ligase activity; fatty-acyl-CoA synthase activity.